Penicillium antarcticum is the source of this 1842-nucleotide messenger RNA. RefSeq names its product FAD-dependent oxidoreductase. The record is from RefSeq and is a predicted model, not a curated record. The annotation marks the transcript as partial. Lineage: Eukaryota; Fungi; Ascomycota; Eurotiomycetes; Eurotiales; Aspergillaceae. The transcript is spliced from 4 exons. Gene Ontology annotation, molecular function: FAD binding; oxidoreductase activity.
UUACAUGGAUCCUGCGUGCGAGGUCGGAAUGCUCAUGUUCCAGUGCUAAAAUUUAUUUCAUUAUCCCCCCUAACCUUGUCAUACGAAACAAAACUCUGUGUUCUGUGUAAUGCUGUCAUUGGCCUUCAAGAUCGGGGCUAUCCUCGGCCUUGCUGCCAUCCCCCCCCGAUUCAAGCCUUUGAGGGGGCAUCUUGCCGCUGUCUCCCCGGUGAUGAUUGCUGGCCUUCGACUUUAGUCUGGAAUGCCUUCAACCAGUCUGUCGAUGGACGUCUUGUGGCCACUGAACCCCUCGCCAUUCACUGCCAUGCUCCCUCGUACAAUUCAACGCAAUGUAACACUCUGAGGGAGGGCUGGCUUUUACCUAAGGAGCAUUACCAAACCUCCUCGUCUUUCAUGGCCCCGUUCUUCACAAAUGGAACAUGCGAUCCAUACCACCCCGUUUCCAAGCCAUGCACCUUGGGUAACUUCGUUCGUUACGCAGUUAACAUCUCCUCGCCUGACCAUGUUGCCAAGACUUUGAGGUUUGCGACAAGGCACAAUAUCCGUUUCAUUAUCCGCAACACCGGCCAUGACUAUAACGGAAAGUCCACUGGUGCAGGCGCUCUCUCGGUUUGGACACACCACCUUAAGGAUAUUGAGAUCAGGAACUGGAAGGACGAAUAUUACACUGGUAAGGCUAUCAAGCUCGGCGCUGGUGUCCAGGGGAUGGAGGCCCUCGAGGCAACUCACAGGCAUGGUCUUCGAGUGGUGUGUGGAGAAUGCCCUACUGUUGGAAUCGCAGGUGGAUAUAGUCAGGGAGGCGGCCACUCUUCCCUGUCUUCUAAGCAUGGACUCGGUGCAGACCAGGUUCUCGAGUGGGAGGUUAUCGAUGGCACUGGCAAGUUUCUUGUCGCAAAUCGUAACCAGAACGCCGAUCUCUACUGGGCCCUGGCUGGUGGCGGUGGUGGUACAUAUGGUGUCGUUUGGUCUAUGACCUCCAAGGCUCAUCAGGAUAGCCAUGUGUCUGGUCUAAACCUGAGUUUCACCACCGACGGUAUUUCUGACGAUAUCUUCUUCAAGGCUGUGGAGCUAUACAACACGUACUUGCCUUCUUUUGUCGAUGAGGGGAUCAUGAGUCUUAAUUUCCUCACCAACGCUUCCUUCGGCAUCACUCCCAUGACUGCACCUGGUAUUCCACUGAAGAAGCUCCAAAAUCUGGUUAAACCUUUCCUCAAUGGGCUGGAAAAGCUCGGCAUCAAAUAUAAGUACCACGCGGAGGAGUUCAGUGCUUACGUUGACCAAUUCAACGCUCAAACGCCCCUCGUCGAGGUUGGAAUCGCCCAGUAUGGUGGCUGGCUUCUCCCCCGAUUAAUGUUCGAGGGGCCCACUUCUCGCCAUGAAUUGACAGAGUCCGUUCGUACUGUCCUUUCUCACCAUGCCACCUUCACGACUGUUGGCAUCAAGGUGACCAAGGACGUCACUGGCGACGUUUACAACUCCGUGAACCCGGCAUGGCGCGAUGCUAUUGCCCACGUCGUGCUAUCCACUCCGUGGGAGUUCAACCAGCCAGAGAAGAUGCUUGAGAAGCGGAAAUUGAUGACCGACGUGCUAGUUCCUAGCCUGAGCAACCUAGCCCCCGAAUCUGGUGCUUAUCUGAACGAGGGUGAUUUCCGCCAGCCUGACUUUAAGACAGCCUUUUAUGGCAAGAGUUACGACAAGUUGCGCUCAAUCAAAGCCAAGUACGACCCACACGACCUCUUCUAUGGGCUGACUGCUGUUGGAUCUGAUGAGUGGACUGUCUCAAAUAGUGGACGGAUGUGUCCUUCUACCCGCGGCCCAGCAACAUUGGAGGGAGAACGGUAA